GAAGAUCGUUAUUUGAUAGCGAUGAUGCUCCGGCAAUGAGCGAUGUCGUGAUCGCGAUCCCCGCCGGCUUGUCUGACAAACUGAUAACAUGCCCCUCGAUUGUGAACGUCGCAUUUGUCAUCAUUGUGAACAUACAUAAAUUCAAGUCGGCAGCGUCUGAUCCAGCCACUAUGGACGACUAUUGUCUUUUUCAUAUUUUAAGAUAUACAACGCAACCGUAGAUCGAGUAUGUCGGAGCCCAAGUUGCAUCUGACCGCAUUCAUGCGGCCAGUGAGUCUGCACACUGGCGCCUGGAGAUACCCAGGCGCCUAUCCAGACGCAAACUUUAACUUCGAGCAUCUGAAGUCGUUUAUCCAGAAACUCGAGGCUGCCAAGUUCGAUGCGUUCUUCAUGGCCGACCACCUGGCGGUUCUCAACAUGCCAAUCGAAGCUCUCAAGCGCAGUCACACUGUGACUUCAUUUGAACCUUUCACUCUAUUGUCAGCACUGUCUGUCGUCACUGAAAAGAUUGGACUCGCUGCUACAGCUUCUACAACUUACGACGAGCCGUAUCAUAUCGCCCGGCGAUUUGCGUCGUUGGAUCAUAUCAGCAACGGACGUGCUGCGUGGAACAUCGUCACCACAGGGAACCCCGAAGCAUCAAAAAACUUCGGCAAAGAUGAUCAUCUAGAACAUGACCAAAGGUACAAACGUGCGAGAGAGUUUUAUGAUGUUGUUACUGGGUUAUGGGACAGCUUUGCCGAUGAUGCCUUUAUUCGUGAUCAGCAGACCGGAAUCUAUUUUGAUCCAGAGAAAUUACAUACUCUCAAUCAUGAGGGUGAUGAUCUGAAGGUUCGAGGUCCCUUGAACAUUGCACGACCUGUUCAAGGCUGGCCUGUCAUUGUACAGGCUGGCCAGUCAGAACCAGGUAGACAAUUAGCUGCCGAAACCGCCGAGGUUGUAUUCUGUGCGCCAGGAAACAUCAACGCCGCAAAGGAGUUAUACGCAGAUCUAAAGAAACGUGUCGUUGCUGCUGGACGUGACCCUAAUCAUUUGAAAAUCCUUCCAGCAGCUUUGUUCGUAAUCGGGGACACUGUAGAGGAGGCAAAGGCCAAACGUCUAUCCCUAGAUAGCCUCGUUCAUUACGACAGCUCCAUAGCAUCGUUAUCAUCAGCUCUUGGAACUGAUGUAUCGGGGCUCGAUCCUGAUGGGCCCCUUCCCGCAGAUAUACCGGAAACUAACGCCUCCAAAACGAGUCGUGCAUCGCUUAUCAAGCUCGCCGAGCAGGAGAAUUUGACAGUUCGACAGCUUGCCCAACGAUCUGGUGGGUACGGAGGACUCGCCUUUGUCGGGACACCGAAAACUAUCGCCGAUGAAUUGGAAACUUGGCUUCGUGAAAAUGCCGCCGACGGUUUCACAGUGACGUUCCCAUUCGUUCCACAGGGUAUAGACGAUGUUACGCAGCGAUUAAUACCUGAAUUGCAGAGUCGAGGAUUGUUCCGUCGCGACUACGAAGGAACGACCUUGAGAGAGCAUCUUGGUCUCCCUCGACCAAAUAAUAAAUUUUUCGCGUGACAUUAGCCGGUCCUCGCUCGGAUACUCUGGUCCUAGCCUACUCCAAUUGACAGACUAGAGUGUCAUAUGUCAGUUUUACUAGCAGCUCUAACGAAAUCAAAGAUAGAUUGGCAAGGCUUCUGACAUCGCGUUGGCCUUUAUGUUUUAUCGACGAGACGUCAGCAAGAUUUGUUUGGCUAAUGUGAAAAGUAGAAAGUCGGUUGGGAUGCUUGUAGAAUGUGGAACGCUUGAUUACAAGUUGAUAAAGUCAAAACCGGCUUGGCUUAUACAUGAUGCAGAAAUAUUUCGAUGUCAAUCACGGGCCGCAUUUCAUUCAGGAUAGGAUAUGUUAAAAUACAUGUAUAUCUGUAAAGAUUGUUAUAGCAAAGUGUACAAACAUGUUUUUAUCUCAAAUAAAGCUCCAAUUCCUUCC
Talaromyces proteolyticus is the source of this 1966-nucleotide messenger RNA. RefSeq names its product luciferase-like domain-containing protein. Lineage: Eukaryota; Fungi; Ascomycota; Eurotiomycetes; Eurotiales; Trichocomaceae. The coding region runs from base 229 to 1554 and encodes 441 amino acids. The record is from RefSeq and is a predicted model, not a curated record. Gene Ontology annotation, molecular function: oxidoreductase activity, acting on paired donors, with incorporation or reduction of molecular oxygen; monooxygenase activity. The transcript has a single exon.